AUGACGAAAGUUGAGCCAAUAAUUGGUGAUAAUGAUGAUUAUCAAGAAUUCUUGAAACAAUUCACCUUACUGAAUAGUCUAUCAGCUGAAUUUCGUUGUGUGUGCUCAGUAAUCGGUACGGAAUUGGAUUGUACUUUGGUGAGAACAAAUCUUGUCAAUCUACAAAAGCGUAUGCUAAAUAAAUUACAAAAAAAUCAAUAUCAUUUAAUGAAAUGCUGGCACAGUGCUAAUACCGGUCAGUCGACUAAUAUAACUAGUGAACAGUCAGAUCAAUUGUUUGUCACCUUUACAACAUUAAUUGAAUAUCACAUGAGAGCGCUGUUAAAGACACUACAUCUUUUGACCUUAUUUCCGACUAUAACACAGAAUGAACAUCGUUCUAAUAAGGAUGGGUAUUCGAAUGAAGGUCUUAAACAUCAUGUUACAAAACAAAUGCAUGAGGUUUCUUCCUGGGUGUUGAGUAAUAAUACAUUAUUGAAAAUGAACAUUGAUUCAUUGAUUAUGACUGGAUUUAGUAAACCGUUGACAUUAGAAUUAGAUGAAAUUCAACUUGGCAAUAACAGCGACAAUGGAGAUAUUGAUGAUGCUGGUGUAGUUGAAACAUUUCAUUCGAAUCUUUCAGAGAUUGAUGUAUUGAAAAAUGAAUAUCACAUACUGCAAAAAGCAUUGAACGAUAUUUCAUCAUUAAUUUGUGUAACACCAUGGAAUGUGCUAGCAUUUCCUGCGGGUAUAGAACAAAGAUUGUCUUUAAUCGACUCCACAUCUACUGUUCAUCCACCUAAGGUUGAGUGUGAUAGUAUUUCAUAUGGGCCAUCAACUGAAUACAUCACAAUGUUUAAAAAACUAUCAAAUGUUAGUACUUCAAUCGGACAAUCAAGAAUACAUCUUGUUUCAUCAAACAAAGAAUUAUCAACUAUUAACAAUAUUUUCAGAAAAGUUAAAAAGUAUUUUGAACGAAGGAAAGUUUUUGCUUUCCUUUUAAUUGGUGCAUUUAUAAUUUCAGCUUUAAUUAUUCUUCUUAUACUGUUUGUUGUUAUAUUCCCUAAGAUGACAAAUGCCUAG
This is a messenger RNA of Heterobilharzia americana, 1062 nucleotides long. Lineage: Eukaryota; Metazoa; Platyhelminthes; Trematoda; Strigeidida; Schistosomatidae. The record is from the annotation of a GenBank genome assembly.